GGAAUUCAAUCCGUGGGCAACGUGUAAUCUCUUUAAAAAGAUCUCUUGACUAGUUUCCUGUGUUCUGUUAGACAUUUCCGGGGAGUACAGCAAGGUGGCUUAUCACAUCGGCAAAUAGUAAACUAUUUCCUCACAGGGAAAAAUCACGCCAAACUUUCAAGGAACAAACAAUUUAAAGGCUAUUCAAAACCACAAGUUUGUGCAUUUGAGGACGAAGUCCUAAUACCACGAUAUUGAGCACUACAAGGUUUAACUACUGAUUGAAAACGUUUACCGCCGAUCACUGACCCGUGACACACUCACUGAACCUUUUCGUUCGAUAUCUUCGGCAUUUUUUAAUGCGGUCAUUUCUUGUCGCAUCUUGCUGAGGUUUAUCAAAGAAAAUCAAAUCAAAGGUGAGUUUUGAAAACAGCGUUUCUUUCAACAUAGCUUGCAACUACUUUAAGCUGCUUUUUCGCCAAAAAAUAUUUAUAUUACACAUUUCCCAACGAAUUGAUCGGCUAGAAUAGCUUAAUUGGAUUUUAAUCUUCGUCGCACGUAAAGUUUACAGAAGUUUAUAAUAAUAAAUGGAAUUCGUAUGUUAUAUGCUAGGGGUAAAUGAAUGUUCGUAAUUAAGUUGAUCACUCUUUAAAAGGUUGCAACACCGCGAAAAAAAAUUCUUUUCAUUUAAAUAAAAAGUCCGACGGAAGUUCAAACUUCAGGAUACAAUUUUAAAAGAAAUCACUACGAAACAAGUAAACAGCACCGGAAUAAACUGCUCAACUGUUUCUAGCCCAUGCAAUAAAGUCCAGGUCUAAGUUUUAACCAUUUUUUUUUUAUAGACUGAUGGGUCAUUCAUAAUUCUCAUAAAAUGCCUCAAUUUUAUCACCACUGCCACCUGAUAAAACGGAAAAUAAGUUAAGUGUUAUUAUAAAACUGCAAUAGUAAUUCUUCCUAGAGUGUUCAUUCAGUAGUCACUCGCGUAUCAAGGACACUGAAAAAAAAGACACUAUUUUAAAAAAAGUACACAAAUGUUAUGCAAGAAAUGACAGAUCAUUACAUAAUGAAUUUAUUCGCCCAACUGUUCCUUUGAAAUGUGAGAAAACGGUCUAAAAGAAACUGUUUCCUUUCGGUACAGAAAUAAAGUUUACGCUUUGAUUGAGAUUGACUGCCGAAGGCAAAAGAACGUUGAUAUCUUGUGGUUACACCGCAGGAGCACAGGGGGUCUAAUGCUCGACACAAUACAUUCAGUGUUUUUGUUUUUAUUAUUAUGAAGGAAUAUCUAUAUCAAUGCUAAUUUUGGAAAACAGAGUUGAAAGAACUUAUAAUUAUCGUCACGAAACACUGUUUUGUCUAGCUUAGGCUUCUAGGCGAGAGCCCCGUAAAAGCUAGCUUUUAAUUAAUUUCGAGCGCAAACAACUAUUACCAGUAAUUACUAAAUCCUUCAGUAAAACAAGUCCACUUUAAGAAGCAUCCAACUGGAAAAUGACGAAAAUGAAAAUCUUGAUUAACAAUUCUUUGGGUAAAAAUGGAUUUUUAAGGUACCUCAUAAGUUGAGCUUAGAACAUAGCUAUUUUAAUCUCUGAUGAAAUCUGUCGAGUCAGGAAAGAAUUAGGGAGUUCAUAUUUUCUCAGAUAACAUUUUUUCGACGCGUCGUAGUGAGUAAUUAUAAAAAAGCAUUUAUUCUAAAAGCUUGAUGAGUGAACAAAGGAAAGGAAGGCAAACAAUGCGAAACAAAUGAAAUACCGCGCCAAACGCGUUUCAGAUAUGUCAAAUCACAACAUUCAGAGGCUAGACACUUUUGAAGUUAAGAAAAAGAAUUAAUAUGACAUUAAUUGCGGCAUUCGUAAAACAAACUUUUAGGCCAUGACCUGAAAAACACUAGGGCUAUUUAAUUACUUCCACAGGAGACAAGCAAUAAGGGUUAAUAAUAGGCCUAUCAAUUGACUGUCAUUGCGAGCAAUCACAGAAACAAUACAACUUGACGUGUAUACAUAACUGUUUCCUUACAGGGUUGAUCCGCUGGGCCCCCGAUGCAUUGUUGGUGCGCGAAAGGUGGUAAUUUCCUUUGUAUGUAAACCUGGUCGGCUUUCAUAAGCAACUGGCCGCGACGCGACACAGACGUGUGUAUCCCACACCUCGCAAAGAAUAGCACAGCUAUCAGUAACCAAAACAACAAAGCAGGGCUGCUUUGAACAAGGACAUUGAUCACGAUGUUGAAGUUUGCCGUGAAGCGCAAACCAGUGGAAUUGUUUCACGAAGCGGUCCACAGCAAGGACGUGUUGCGGGUGACAUUUCUGCUCGAGCAGAACGAAUCGCAAUUCCACGUUGACGACAUCGACGAGGACGGCAUUACCGCGCUGCAACGGAGCUGCUUUACAGGGCCUCUAAAGCUUGUGCAGUUGCUGGUAACGUAUGGUGCGGACAUAAACAUUCAGGAUAAGGAGGGCUGGAGCGUCAUGCACGCCGCUACUGUGGCGCAGAAUCACUCGAUUAUGCGUUAUCUCAUUGCAAUGGGAACCCAGUUGGGAUUAGAAAACGAUCAAGGGGAACAAGCCAUCGAUCUGGCGCGCGAUCUACAAUCGGUUGUAAUACUCGCCGAAGCUAUGCGGCGCGCUGGAUUAGCCAAAGACGUGGAGGAGUUUUUAAAAAUUCGACCAGACGUACGGGAAGCUUUGGAGGAAAAGCUUCAACAAAGCGAUGCUAUGAGAAUGGAGCAAGAACGAAAGAGAGCAGCGAGCGAAAUUGUACCUUCGAAAAAGCCGUUGAGUGCUGAAACGCAAAUAAGGCGCAGUUCCUUAGACGCACUUGGUGAGUCAAGACAUCCAAACGCAAACGUCAGAUAUGAUGAUAAAGAUCUGGAGAGGUUAAUGGAUAUCCGACGACCUAUGAGUGUUGUAUUACCCACUAGUAAUAUUCUCGAACUCUCCAGAAAUCAGGUUGAUUUGGACGGAGGAAGUUAUCCUUGUUCAUUUUGUCCGAAAUGCGGGAAACGUCGACAAGAAAUCGCGAAAAGGCGUUCGACAGCAUCCCUGUGUUCAAACUCGUCCGAUUCGUCUACUUCUUCCGACUCGGCCUACAGCUCGGGAUCAACAAAUUCCGCGGGCAUUUCGGAGGGAUAUGAGCGCGGGGGAAAUGUUGGAACACUGACCACAACAGCCAAGCAAAACAACAACUCGAGUGGGGACAACAACGCUUAUGAUCGAAUACGUGUAACUUCGAGAAACAUUUACCCGGAUGUCGUAAAAUAUCAUACAACCCACGAUUUGAAACAGGAUGAACGCAUUUAUACACCUAGGCAAUAUACACCGCCAGAAAUUUCAAAACAAAAUAGUUCGGGUAAAAAUCAUCAACAGCGAUUACGUGCUUCUACUGUUGGCAUUUUCCCAGUUCCCGGGAAAUUUCCCAAUUCCGCCGAGCGAGUGAUGCAGACGGAAGGCUACCAAUUUCCAUCGCGAAGAAAUUCAUCGCCCAUUUCAAGGAAAAUUGACGAAAUUACUAACAUAAACGAACUGAAUAGCAGGGGCAUCUCGCUUCUUCACGAAGCAGCGGCGAGAGGCGAUUCGGAAGGAGUGAAACUGUUACUUUUACACGGUGCUGAGGUAAACAGGCAAUCGUUAAAUGGGAGCAGUCCACUUCAUGAGGCUGUGCACCAAGGAAAUCCGGUCACAGCAUCGAUAUUGAUAGAGCAUGGCGCAGAUUUAUUUACAGAGACUGACAAUGGUUUGCUACCGAUUGAUAUGGCUCGAAAUAUUGAAAUGAAACGUUUCAUUGAAAACGCCAUGACUUUGAAGUAACUUAAUCAUUUUGAUACUGCCACUAUAGAUUUGUAUUUUUAUACGGAGUGAAUUAAUUAUUUAAAGCGACAUCUAUAUAAAUGUGUCUUCAGAAAUAAUAGUCUAUAUAAUUCAAGAUGUUGUGUUCGAUUGACUGACGAAAUUGAACAACUGAAAGCAAUAAAAAGCAAUUACUGUUAAGUGAUUCGUCAGACAUUUUUUGUAAAGGAAACCCACGGGAACGGGUUCGCGCAAUUAAUUUUCUUUCCGCAACCUGCCACCGGCUUUCACAAACGCGCUUUCGUGAAAUGUUUACAUAAAUCAGUCGGCGGAAAAACUUGGUAUAACAAGUAAUAAAAUUCAAAUCAGACCUUUUUUUAAUAUCGCGAGCUACAUUUGCUAUUUGUCAAGAUGGCGGAAAAGAAUUGCCGCGAAUCUCCCGCGGCUAAAAGCUAAAUUAGAUACAUGCUUGUGAAGUGAAGGAAAUUGCAUUUCCAGACAUGUUUUUGCAGUGUUUAUGUUUGAAUCACCAAGUUCAAUAUUUAGCGAGUGAUAUCGAAAUCUCUUCCUUUCAUUCGUUUGUCGCGCACUUGCUUUCAAGUUCUUUUGUUCCGCGAAUUAGGAAGCGGCGAUUCACUUUUAUUGCUUGUUCAAACUACAGUGGGAGCGGAAGGAAUAGGUUUUCUCGUUAAAGGGACCUAAAUAAACAACAUAAAUGCAGUUUUAUGCCGG
Porites lobata is the source of this 4487-nucleotide messenger RNA. NCBI's taxonomy places the organism in Eukaryota, Metazoa, Cnidaria, Anthozoa, Scleractinia, Poritidae. The record is from the annotation of a GenBank genome assembly.